Sclerotinia borealis F-4128 is the source of this 927-nucleotide messenger RNA. The record is from the annotation of a GenBank genome assembly. Lineage: Eukaryota; Fungi; Ascomycota; Leotiomycetes; Helotiales; Sclerotiniaceae.
AUGUCAUCGCCUUCGAGCAUUAGACAAGCUAUCCAUAGCCCUGUUACGUUGUCUAAACGAGGAAAAGGAAAUCUUCUUCCUCUACCAUCUCGCAUCAUUCGAAAACCAGAACCCAAUUCUGUCUUAAAAUUUGUACCAACCGGAACCAAAGAACAUCCUCGUAGUAAAGCAGAGUGGGCACAUUACUUCAGACAGAAGGGUCGAUUGGUCUUAACACUUGAUAUGGGACACGAAGCAACAGAUUUUCGCAAUACUUUAAAGAAUAAAUUUCUUCAUCCAUGGGGAAAAUUUUCGGAUACUCGAUUCGAUAUUGUAGAUCCAUUACCUGAUCGGCUUUUCUAUUUAAAAUUGUACAAAGACGCCAUCGAUGAACUUUGUAAUAAUUCUUCACCACUUUUCAAUGUCGGUCCAUCAAGCAAUCUUUCUGUACAAAAAGAUCCCCGAAUCGGGACAGCUGGUCUGCAACAAGAUGAUUAUCAAAAGAAGACCUCACUUCAGCCGCCACAGGUGAAUCAUCAUUUGAUUGUUCUAAGUUUUGCAAAAGGAUCGGCGAUGCAUCAACUUCGCGAACAUUUCUUAAAGACUUUCGGAAAACUUGAGAAUGAAGAAAUACAGCUUGGGAUGGAGAAUUUGGAAAAAGAAAAAAUGAAAGCUCUGAUACCAUUGGGUUUUGUUAAGCAAAUGGGCUUCUUAAAUGCGGAAACCGCACGGAACGUGAUUAUACAAUAUUUCAAGGGGGAUGGUGGGAUUCAUUUGGGACAUGCCGUGGGGUUGAGUUUAUGGCGUUGCCAUUACGACACGCUUCCAGCGAGACCAUGGGAGAACCCAGUGAUGAUGAGUAGGACAUGUUUAUAUUCGAAACAGUUCGAAGGAAUUCCGAAAAAGCAGAGUAAAUUCUUUUCGAUUGCCCCUGCUGAAUUGGAGUGA